Molecule: messenger RNA, 974 nt
Organism: Clupea harengus (Atlantic herring)
Lineage: Eukaryota; Metazoa; Chordata; Actinopteri; Clupeiformes; Clupeidae
Product: granzyme K-like
Exons: 5
Coding region: 13-837 (274 amino acids)
Biological process (GO): proteolysis
Molecular function (GO): serine-type endopeptidase activity
Source: RefSeq, a predicted model, not a curated record
CAUCUGAUUGAGAUGUUCUUCAUCAUGUGUGCUCAGGUACCUGUGCUGCUCGCUGGUCUAAUCCUCUGCACUUGGGGUGCAUUUGCAGAUGGGGCUGGAGUGUCCAUUGUUGGAGGGAAGGAGAUUAAAGCUCACUCCAAACCGUGGAUGGCAUCCAUCCAGGUCAAAGGGAAGCACAUCUGUGGAGGAUUCCUCAUUCAGGACCAGUGGGUUCUUACUGCUGCCCACUGUAAAGGGAUCUGUCAAAGGUUGGAACUUGCGUCUGUCCUCUUGGGCGCUCACUCUCUGAAGAAUGUGAAAAACACAAUUCCUGUGGGAAUCGAGAGCUGUAAAACCCCCCCUACCUUUGACGAGAAAACAAAAGUUGAUGAUAUCAUGUUAAUUAAGCUCAAGGACAAGGUCAAGGUCAAGAAGGAGAAAGUGAAACCAGUGAAACUACCUAAAUCGCAGAAAGAUGUUCCGGCUCACACAAAGUGCCAGGUGAUUGGCUGGGGAUCCACAGACCCAAAAGGCAUAAAGCCCACAGACGUCCUCCAAAGUGUGGAUGUGGACAUCCUAGACCGCGAUUACUGCAACUGCCUCUACAAACUCUAUCCAGUCAUCACAGAAGACAUGCUCUGUGCAGGCAACAAAACGGCACUGCAUGAUACCUGCGCGCUUGACUCUGGAGGCCCCCUAGAAUGUAACAAGAAUGUUGUAGGCCUUGUGUCUGGAUGGGAGGGAUGUGGAGACCCCAAGAAACCUGGGGUGUACACUCGCCUCUCAAAGAAACACAUGUCCUGGAUCAAUAAAAUCAUCAAAGGGCAGUCCAACAGCACCUUUGAGAUAAAUGAUUGAAUUCACAUGAAAUUGUGUAAUGUGAACUAUAUUCUCCAACGACAUCAUAGUGGUCUUUGUAAAAGUUUAGGAAAACAUAAAUGUAAUAUUGACACUGACAGUUGGCAAUUAAAAAACAUACAGGUAUUCUGAGAAAA